AUGAGCUAACACCGAUGAUGUCACAGCCCCCAGCUGCAGUGAGGGAGCCUUUCAUUAUUCUGAGCUGCAGGUUUGCCUUCUGACAGUGAAAGGGGAGGGAGAGGAGGAGGAGGAAGCAGAAUAGAGAAGACAAUACAAUACAGCACAUUGAGGUGUAAGGAAUACAGACCUGUGUUUCCCAUAACAGCCCAAGGGACAACUAAGUCAACAAGACAGAAUUUUUAAAACCUCACAUCAAUCAAUCCAGGCUUCGUGCCUUGGGGGAGUGUGUUCCCCCUCCUCCCCCUGUGCUGCCGUGUGUGAAAGAAACUCCCUGGAUUAAUUGAGAGCAGGCUCCGGUUACCGAGCAGAAGAUGUCUGGGAUUCAAGGAUACUGCCUGUUGGUACCCUGGCUAAUUCUAUGCUCAUUCAGCCUUGUGGCUACGAUUCAGAUUCCAGCAGAAUACAAAAUACAGAACUAUAAUGAACCUCCAGUAAUUACAGACCAGUCUCCUGAAACCUACAUAGUGCUCAGCAGUGAAGACAUUGUAAUGAGGUGUGAAGCAAGAGGCAAGCCUACUCCCAUGUUCCGUUGGACAAGGGAUGGUGUAGAGUUUGACCUGAGUUCAGAUCCAGAUGUGGUCAGGAUGAACAAUUCUGGGACAUUUACAAUCCCAAACAACAACGGUCUGGCGAUGAAGAAUUACAAAGGAAAAUAUCGCUGUUAUGCCAGCAAUGACCUGGGUACUGCUAUUUCCAAGGAAAUCCAUCUCAUUGCAGAAAGUACCCCAAAAUGGCCAAAAGAAACCAUCAGACCAUUUGAAGUUGAAGAAGGUGAAUCCUUGGUGCUACCAUGCAACCCUCCUACAAGCAGUAUACCCCAUCGCAUUUACUGGAUGAAUGACACUUUUCUACAUAUUGUCCAGAAUGAAAGAGUAUCCAUGGGACUUAAUGGAGACCUCUAUUUUUCAAAUGUAAAAGUGGAAGACAGCCAGUUGAACUAUAUCUGCAGUGCUCACUUCACAAGCACCAGGACCAUUCUUCAGAAGGAAACCAUUGUUGUCACAGUGAAGCCAAGCAACUCUGUCAAAUUUCGAAAGCCUAAGUUUAUUAUGCCUGAAGGAGAAAAAAGUAACUACCUUGCCCUCCGGGGAAAAGACUUGAAGCUGGAAUGCAUUACUGAAGGACUACCAACUCCAACAAUCUCCUGGACUCGUGUGGAUGGCCCGAUGCCAGCCGAUCGUGUGUCCUAUGAAAACUACAAUAAGACCCUCCAUAUAAACAGCAUGACCGAGGUAGAUGAUGGAGAAUAUCACUGUGCUGUGGAAAACACACAGGGUACAGCAAGACACAGCUAUAGUGUCAUGGUGGAAGCUGCUCCUUACUGGAUAAAGAAGCCAGAAAAUGGAGUUUAUGGGAUUGGUGAAACCGUACGGCUGGGAUGUGAGGUAGAAGGGAAGCCAAAACCAAAGAUCACUUGGAAGAUUAAUGGAGAACCCAUAGGAAAGUUGGAUCCUGACCAGCGACGCAUUGUGAAAGAUGGAGCUCUCAUUCUACGGGAUGUCAUCACAGAAGAUACUGCUGUUUGGCAAUGUGAAGCAGCAAAUAAGCAUGGCUAUAUCAUAGCCAAUGCUUACAUCAACAUUCUUAAACUUCCUCCACAAAUACUGACACAGAAUAACAAAGAGUACGCUGUGGUACAGGACCAGACUGUGUUCAUGGAUUGCAAAGCCUUUGGUGCUCCACAGCCUCAAGUGCAGUGGGAGAAUGAAGAUGGAGAACCAGUCCUACAAGAUGUACGUUACUUCAUCUACACUAAUGGCACCUUACGGAUUCGUAAGGCGGGAAAGAAUGACUCUGGACUGUACAACUGCAGUGCGAAUAAUGACCUAGGCAGUACAGCGAUCACAGCGGUGCUAAAUGUAAAGAAUGCUACCAGAAUAAUAGAGCCACCUAAGAAUACCAAGGUGAGAAACAACACCAAAGCCAAUUUUGAAUGCAGGGCCAUCUUUGACGCAUCUUUAGAUGAAACGGCGAUACACUGGAAGAAGGGUGGAGUUGAAAUUCAUGAAGAGGGUGAUAAUGACAAAUACUUCAUUGAGAAAGAAAAGCUGACCAUAAAUUAUGCAAACUUUAAAGACCAGGGGACAUACACCUGUGUGGCAAAUACCACAUUAGAUUCUGUGGAAGCUCAUGCUGACCUCGUGGUCAUUGAGCGGCCUGAUCCACCCUAUGACUUGAAACUUUAUGACCAUGAGGACAGGAGCGUGAGACUGGCCUGGACAGCAGGAAAAGAACACAAAAGCCCUAUCCAUGAAUUUAUUAUUGAGUUUGAAGAAGAUGUCUUUGACAAAGGCCACUGGCAAAAACUUGAGACUGUUGAUGGAAGCCUUGAUUCGGUGGAGCUGAAGCUCUCGCCUUUUGUUAACUACCAGUUUAGAGUGAUCGCUAUCAAUGGAGUUGGGAAAAGUGAUGCCAGCAAACCCUCCGAACGCUUUCAGACUCCGCCAGCAGCUCCAGAUAAGAACCCUGCAGAGAUCAUUGGAAAAGGAAAUGAUUCUCACAACUUGCUCAUCACCUGGAAGCAACUGAGAGGAAUAGACUGGAAUGCUCCUAACCUGCGUUACAAAGUCAUGUGGAGAGAGAAGGGUAAAGAGGAUCCUUGGAAUGAAACAACUAUUGAUACACCUCCACUGCUCAUUGAAAAUACUCCAAUUUUUACAGAGUAUGAGAUUCAAAUCCAAGCCAUUAAUGAUGAAGGAAUGGGUCCCCAGCCAGUUUCUCAAGUUGGAUAUUCUGGAGAGGACUUUCCAACUGCACACCCUGACAAUGUCACAGUGAAGACCAUUAACAGUACUGUCGUCAGUGUGACCUGGCAACGUGUUCCAAAGGACAAAAUUCGUGGCCACCUCUUAGGAUACAAGAUCACUUACUGGAAAGUGCAGAGCAGGUUGCAUCGUCGCAAGCGACAUACUCAUCAACAUGAAGUCAGAAUUCCACAUGAUGUGACUCAUGCCAUCAUCACAAACUUGGAUCCUUACAGUGAAUACAUGCUAAAGGUCAAAGUAUAUAAUGGGAAAGGAGAUGGGCCACCAAGUCCUGCUGUAACAGUCUUGACCCCUGAAGGAGCCCCUGGAAAGCCAGCUUCUCUGAAGAUUGAGCAUCUGUCAGACACAUCACUAAUACUGAAAUGGACACAGCCACAUAACCCAAAUGGGAUUAUCAUUGGAUACGAACUCCAAUACCAGAAGGUUAGUGACCCAGAAAGCAUCUUUGAGAGCAUCAAUAUUCCAAACCCUGUUGGUCUUAACUGGACAGUGGCUAACCUCAGUCCUACAAGCAAAUACAAGUUCUAUCUGACUGCAAUGACCAAUGGAGGACUGGGAAGGCCCAUUGUCAUAGAGGGAAGCACCAUACCUGAAAAAGUCGUUCCAACACUGAAUAAUGUCACCUAUUCCACUGGGGACAACUACAUUCAUCUGAAAUGGAUAACACAUGAGCUGGAGCAAAAUAUUGAGUUCCAAAUCCAUUACAAGAGCAAUAAAAGUGAGGACAUCCAUAAAGUAAAAGUGAACACCACUGAGAUGUCCUUAAAGUUGCAAAAUUUAGACCCAGGAUCCUCCUACAACAUAAAGUUUAAAGCCUUAAACCGCACAGAUGAAGUCACAUUUUGGGAAGAUGAUGUGCAAGUAGGUGGUGUAGUACCGUCAGAGAUGUUCGAGAGCAUUGCUACACAAGGCUGGUUCAUCGGGUUGAUCAGCGCCAUAGUCCUGCUUAUUCUUGUUCUCCUCAUCAUCUGUUUCAUCAAGCGCAACAAAGGUGGAAAAUAUUCAGUGAAGGACAAGGAGGAUGCUCACGUAGAUUCUGAGGCUCGACCAAUGAAGGAUGAAACGUUUGGGGAAUACAGGUCACUAGAAAGUGACCAUGAAGAGAAGCCAUUUACCAGCAGCCAACCUUCACUGAACGGAGAUAUCAAGCCCCUGGGCAGUGACGACAGCUUAGCAGACUACGGCGGCAGUGUGGAUGUUCAGUUCAACGAGGAUGGUUCCUUCAUUGGCCAGUACAGCGGUGCCCGGGAGAAAGAUGUAACUGGUGGAAAUGACAGCUCUGGUGGCACAUCCCCUGUCAAUGCUGUGAGAGCUCUGGAAUAGUGGACGAUAGUUCCAGAUCCGUAACGCCCACUGAACAACACACAUUCCAUCACUUGCAUCUGAAUUCAAAACACGCUAGUCAAAGGCAAACACAGUGUCACCCAGUAAUUUACAGUGUGGCGAAUGCUGACAUUUUUGGGUUAAGCAUUCUUCAGCAACACUCUCUUUUUUGUUCUUUUUCUUUUUGUUAUAGUUUUUUCGUUUUAUGGAAAAAUUAUCACACUUGUAUAAUUUUCAUUCAGGUGCCACUCUAUUCAUCUUGCCAAAUAAUUUUUAAUUUUUUAAUAAAAUCUGCUACAUGGGUAUAUAUAAUAUAUAUAUCAAACAUGCAAGAACAAAAGACAGAAGACUAGUAAUUACCAAAAAAAAAAAAAAGAAAAAAAAACAGGAUGAAGAAGAUGAAUUUAUAUCAGAUGACCCUGGAAUAGCGAAUAUCUGGGGCAAGAACUAGUAAGGACUGAAAAUAUUAAUGCAUCUGUUUCUUGUUUGCUGCAAACAGCUGUACACUAUUUCUGUAAAACAGUAUAUUCUCUGCUGUGUAUUAUUAUCUCUGCCUACAUUCUUUUCCUUCCAGCUCUGCUAUUGGUGAAAGCAUAUUUUUGAUGAGGGGUGAAAUGACAUGCUGCGCUGUCACUGUGAUGUAACAAAUCCCAUUUCAAGUAGUAUGGUCUUAUAGCAUAUUGGCUCAGGGGAGAUGGUGUUAAAGUAGCAUCUGAGGGGUGGAAGUCAGAACAGAAGGGGCUAUGACAUGAUAACAGUUGCUAAAGAAUAGCCAUUUAUGAAAGGGUAAUACUUUGUAGAGCUGCGACUAAAUCACACAGUACCCCCAAUUGUUACUGUAUGUUCUCAUGUGAUAUCUGGUGGGUAUUCCAUUAUUUCAUUAAAUUGCAUUUUCUUUCUAGUUAUGAAAAUGAGCAAAAUGCUAGAAGCUUCCUCUAGAUAAUUGUCGCCACAGAAAAGACUCACCCACAAUAGUUAUUAAAUAAAUUUAAGCACAUGAAGACCUUGAAAAUUAAUAUGGAUUAGUUUUCAUCUAAAUUUCAAACUAGAUUAAAAAGACAAUACUGCUGAAGCUUGUGAAAAAUCAAAGGUUUACAGAAUGAUUAUAUUCUGUAUUAAGUUAAAACUUAACAAUAUAAAUAUUAUUAUAUCACUUUUUUCCUCCAAAAAACAUUAAGAACUAGCCUGGACUCAUAAGAAAGAGACAUGUAAGUUUAGGAAUUUGGAGAUAAACUUGAUCACUCAUAGCCUAUUUAAAAAUGCUAUGCACAGCAUUCCCAAAAAUAUAAUUGAAAGAAAGAGUGCGAAUCCUGCUAAACAAUUGCCUACCAGCACCAAUUCAAAACAUACUGAAAUUAGUAUAUACAGAACAUGAUAGUCAUAUCAUCAUUAUGUUUUUUUACAAAAGCACUUUUCAUCAACUUCCAUGUUCUUAACUAUAUUUCCAGAAUCAGUGUCUGUCCUUCAUUUUGUCUUUGGGCAUAACCUUUUAACCUUUGGUCAUUGUGCUUCAUAGACUGAAAGUGAUCCAUGCAAAGGGAUCCCUAUCAUAAAACUCAAGUGACCCAGCAGAUGUCACCUGUUUGAAGAUGAUGAGGGGAGCUUUUAUACUGAAAUUUCUAUUACUUGGUUUCCAUGUGGCUUCCAGUGGACCAUAAUUCUAUCUCUUUCUGGUAUGUAUUGCUGGCAUACACUGGAAGGGGGUUUGGUUUGGCAUAAUGGUUAAGUCUUUAUCUCAUAAACACAAAGUACAGGGGUUUUAUUCUAACCUCAGGUUAUUGGCUAGGCUCAAAAUGGUCCUUCAGGACAGCUAGCCUAGUAUUCACCUAUAAACCUAAGAAAACACUGCCCUAAUAAACUGUAUAGGUGAUUAAGAUAACAGGUCAUGGUAUUAUUCAUCCUUGAAACAUAGCACUGCAAAUUGUCAUUGUCAUAGAAGGCUGUCCUUACACCUUUGCAUCUACUGAAUUUUGGGUCAACGUUGUACUUUUUUGCCACAUCAUGGGAAGACAGUCCCUUGUUCUCAAUAAUAGAAUUCACUAAUGCAGGAUAGAAAUAGAUUAAAAAUUGUUUAUUGUGACAGCGCUAAAAGAAAUUUAAAGAAGGAUGUAAGGUGUAUAUUUUCUUGGCAGAAUGUAAAUAAAACUGUGGGUUUUUUUUAAGUCUGUAUCUGCUGGUAGAGAAAAUAUAGCCUAACUGUCCAUGUCUCUUAGACAAUAUACGUGCAUAUCAAUAGCUUGAUAUCAUUAAAAAAGAAACUGUCAGUGUAUCCAAUGUUCAGUAUGUUGAUAUUUAAUUUUUUUAUAAAUAAUAUACAAUGAUGAUAUUCAAAAUAAACAAAAGAAAAAUCUGCACUUCAAAGAAUAAAUUGUUAUUUGGUACCAA
This is a messenger RNA of Protopterus annectens (West African lungfish), 6515 nucleotides long. RefSeq names its product L1 cell adhesion molecule (gene L1CAM). Bases 354 to 4130 code for a protein of 1258 amino acids. The transcript is spliced from 30 exons. The record is from RefSeq and is a predicted model, not a curated record. Lineage: Eukaryota; Metazoa; Chordata; Ceratodontiformes; Protopteridae. Gene Ontology annotation, biological process: cell-cell adhesion; brain development. Gene Ontology annotation, molecular function: cell-cell adhesion mediator activity.